CAUAUUGCAUCUUGUAUCCACAUAAAACAAAUAAAAGGUUACACAUACAGCAAUCAUUUCAUCUGUCAAGAAGAUGGGUUCAACAUCAGCAUCUGUGAAUGUUCCAGUGGGAGCAAACCAAGAUGAUCAAUCUUUCUUGUUUGCAAUGCAAUUGGCAUCCGCAUCUGUCUUGCCAAUGGUGUUGAAAACCGCCAUCGAGCUUGAUCUGCUUGAGACCAUUGCCAAGGCGGGUCCAGACGGUCUGCUUUCGUCUUCUGAGCUGGUGGCUCAGCUCCCCAAGGUUAACAACCCCGAAGCACCCGUGAUGGUUGACCGGAUUUGUAGACUUCUGGCUAGCUAUUCUGUGCUCACAUGUACUCUCAAGGAGACUGUGGACGGGUGCACUGAGCGGUUCUAUGGUGUGGCUCCGGUGUGCAAGUUCUUGACCAAGAAUGAUGGUGGUGUUUCAUUGGCACCCUUGUUGCUCAUGAACCAGGACAAGGUUCUCAUGGAGAGCUGGUACUAUCUAAAAGACGCGGUUUUAGAUGGUGGAAUCCCAUUCAACAAAGCUUAUGGUAUGUCAGCCUUCGAAUACCAUGGCAAAGAUCAAAGAUUUAACAAGGUUUUCAAUAGUGGAAUGUUUAAUCAUUCCACCAUGACAAUGAAAAAGAUUGUAGAUUUGUAUGAUGGUUUUAGUGGUCUCAAAACACUAGUUGAUGUUGGUGGUGGCACUGGUGCAAGUCUUAACAUGAUCACCUCUAAACAUACUUCACUCAAGGGUGUAAACUUUGAUUUACCGCAUGUUAUUGAAGAUGCCACUACUUAUCAUGGUAUUGAGCAUGUUGGAGGGGAUAUGUUUGAAAGUGUACCGAAAGGAGAUGCUAUUUUUAUGAAGUGGAUACUUCAUGACUGGAGUGAUGCACACUGCCUGCAAGUUCUAAAGAACUGCUACAAAUCACUUCCGGAAAAUGGGAAAGUGAUUGUGGCCGAAUGCAUUCUUCCUGAGGCACCCGACUCGACUCCAGCUACCCAAAAUGUGAUACACAUCGACGUGAUUAUGUUGGCUCACAACCCGGGUGGCAAAGAGAGAACCGAGAAAGAAUUUGAGGCUUUAGCUAAAGAGGCAGGUUUCAAAGGUUUCAACAAGAUUGCUUGUGCUCUCAAUACAUGGGUUAUGGAAUUUUGCAAAUAGACUUCCAUUUAAAUAAACAAAUGUAAUUUGACUUGUUAAUUGUUGGAAAUCUUAUUUCCGAUAUUCUUAUAAUAAUAAUAGUAAUACAUCUUUUGGGCGAUA
Helianthus annuus (common sunflower) is the source of this 1273-nucleotide messenger RNA. RefSeq names its product caffeic acid 3-O-methyltransferase. The coding region runs from base 74 to 1171 and encodes 365 amino acids. Gene Ontology annotation, molecular function: O-methyltransferase activity; S-adenosylmethionine-dependent methyltransferase activity; protein dimerization activity. Gene Ontology annotation, biological process: methylation. The transcript has 4 exons. The record is from RefSeq and is a predicted model, not a curated record. Lineage: Eukaryota; Viridiplantae; Streptophyta; Magnoliopsida; Asterales; Asteraceae.